GAACAACUUAUCAUUUUCCUCCUCCCUCCUCUCUUCCUAAUUUCCGGGAUUACUCGUUUGGUCUCUCUCUUUCUCUGAUCCAAAUACACAGAAUCCGUGUACAAAUGGAUCCACCCAGUUUCGUAAUCGAAGCCUCCGAGGCUGAAUCCAUGGCUGCCAACUCCGGCCUCACAGUCCUACAACUCCUCCCCUCUCUCGUCAAGCCAGCCCAGACCCUGGCCCGACCGCCCAUCUCCAAGUUCCAUGUCGGCGCCGUCGGUUAUGGCUCAUCGGGGCGGAUAUUCCUCGGCGUCAACCUUGAGUUCCCGGGUCUCCCUCUACACCACUCUGUCCAUGCCGAGCAAUUCCUCGUCACCAAUCUAUCCAUCAACGGCGAAACCCGUCUCGAAUACAUCGCCGUCUCCUCCGCCCCUUGCGGCCAUUGCCGCCAAUUCCUCCAAGAAAUCCGCGGAGCCCCGGAUAUCAAGAUCCUGAUCACGUCGGCGGAGCCCGGGGACGAUGACGGCAAUCGCCCCGAUUUCGACAAGUUCAACCCGCUUCUGAGUCUUUUGCCUCAGCGGUUCGGACCCGACGACCUACUGGACAAGGACAUGCCGUUGUUCUUGGAGCCACACCGUAAUGGGUUUUCGUUCCCGAGCGGAACCCACCAUAGCUUGUCCAAUGGCUCGUGCGACGAAAAUGGCGAGGUGGGUCUACUGAAACUCGCAGCUUUAGAGGCCACGAACAAUUCUCAUGCGCCGUACAGUGGCUGCCCUUCUGGGGUGGCGAUUUUGGAUUCUAGUGGCAGGAUUUACAAAGGGUCUUAUACGGAAUCGGCGGCCUAUAAUCCGAGCUUGGGACCGGUCCAGGCGGCGCUGAUUGCUUACAUAGCCGGAGGAGGUGGCGGGUACGACAAAAUAGUGGCUGUCGUUUUAGUGGAGAAGGAAGAUGCUUCGAUCAGACAAGAACAAACUGCGAGGCUUCUUUUGCAGUCCAUCUCGCCAAAGUCUGAGUUUCGGGUUUUUCAAUGCAGUAAAAAGACUUGUCCUUGUUGAUGCGAGUUAAAUGUGUAUUCUAUCAUAACCUUGUUAUCCUUUUCUAACCAUUUUGGUUGAUUAAUAUUGGGAAAGGAUUGGACCGAGUAAAGUCAAUGAAUGAAGAUGAUCUUUUUGUGUACA
Messenger RNA from Humulus lupulus (European hop), 1157 nucleotides. RefSeq names its product cytidine deaminase 1. NCBI's taxonomy places the organism in Eukaryota, Viridiplantae, Streptophyta, Magnoliopsida, Rosales, Cannabaceae. The record is from RefSeq and is a predicted model, not a curated record. Bases 105 to 1034 code for a protein of 309 amino acids. The transcript has a single exon. Gene Ontology annotation, cellular component: cytosol. Gene Ontology annotation, molecular function: zinc ion binding; cytidine deaminase activity.